AUUUCAGACUUCAACCGCAGUGGUGAUUGUUUUUAAUUUGUUGGCUGUCUGGAGUGUUAUUUUAAGAAAGCAGAAGCACCGUCAUUUGCACAGUCCUCAUAGAUCACACACCUUAACUCUGACUCUUUAGCUCCAGUUUUUCAAAAGAAGUGAAGUCAAGAUGAAGAACUCUUUGCUCUUUUGGGGAGUCCUGGUCAUUUUUGUUGAGGCUGUUUUUGUGACAGCCCAAGAUGAAGAAGAAAGUACCGUCCUUGUUGAUAACAAAUGUAAGUGUGUCCGGAUUACUUCCAGGAUCAUCCGCUCUGCCGAAGACCCUAGUCAAGACAUUGUGGAGAGAAACAUCAGAAUUAUUGUUCCUCUGAACAACAGGGAGAAUAUCUCUGAUCCUACCUCACCACUGAGAACCAAUUUUGUGUACCAUUUGUCUGACCUCUGUAAGAAAUGUGAUCUUACAGAAGUGGAGCUGGAUAAUCAAAUCGUUACUGCCACCCAGAGCAAUUUAUGUGAUGACGACAUUGAGACCUGCUAUGCUUAUGACAGAAACAAGUGCUACACAAACACGGUCCCAUUUACCUAUGAUGGACAGACCAAAAUGGUGCAAACAGCCUUGACCCCGGAGUCCUGCUAUCCUGACUAAUUUAAUCCUUGCAGGCUGCACAACUCCUUAUCUUGAAAGGCUCUCCAUUUCCAUUCAGGUAGUUAAUCAGUUUACUACCAAUGAAUUUGAAACUAUGAUUUUUUUUUUUUAGGGGGAUAAUGUAAAACUCAUUCCUUCUCUCUGCCCAAUGAUUGAAAUAAUAACAUUGUUAUUUUAAAGGUAAAUUACUACAUUUAAAAAAACAGGCAAAGGGAGAAAAUAAAACUCAGAGUAAUUUUUCCUUUCUUUUUUUUUUUUUGGCUUUGCCCUGGAGAGCCUGAGCUUUUGCAUAUUCCAUAUUAAUCUCUUUUAAAAAGUAUCACUGUGUAGAGAAAAUUUAUAUGUAAAUAUAAGUCAAUAUAUUUGUCUUCAUUAGAAGAAGAAUAAUUGGAAAACAUGUUUUAGAAAGAUUCAUAAAAUUAUUUAAAAUGGGAUCUCUAAUAUUUAUGAAGCCAAUUAUCCAAAAGUGACAUAAUUAAAUGUAUAUUUGAAGGAUAUAUUUUGCCAUAACAUAUUUCGGAGAAAAUGAUACAGAUUUUUUUAAAACAAUUUUUAUUUGAUAAUCAGGAUAGUGUAAGAAAUCCCCAUUGGAAAUCAUCUCUGUUGUAACUUACUCUAACAAAUUAUGUAUACCAAAAUAUGUGUUCUCUAGCACAGUUUGAACAAUUAAAUAGAUUCAUGAGCAUA
Messenger RNA from Phacochoerus africanus (Common warthog), 1324 nucleotides. RefSeq names its product joining chain of multimeric IgA and IgM (gene JCHAIN). The transcript is spliced from 4 exons. The record is from RefSeq and is a predicted model, not a curated record. Lineage: Eukaryota; Metazoa; Chordata; Mammalia; Artiodactyla; Suidae. Gene Ontology annotation, cellular component: pentameric IgM immunoglobulin complex. Bases 161 to 637 code for a protein of 158 amino acids. Gene Ontology annotation, biological process: humoral immune response. Gene Ontology annotation, molecular function: immunoglobulin receptor binding.